Messenger RNA from Aspergillus wentii DTO 134E9, 511 nucleotides. RefSeq lists its product as uncharacterized. The record is from RefSeq and is a predicted model, not a curated record. The coding region runs from base 116 to 382 and encodes 88 amino acids. NCBI's taxonomy places the organism in Eukaryota, Fungi, Ascomycota, Eurotiomycetes, Eurotiales, Aspergillaceae. The transcript has a single exon.
UUCAAUAAAAAGAAUGCAGAAAUUUGCGCUGAAUGGGAAAUAUUUUGAAAUGGAAAAUAUAAAACAAAGGCAAUAAUAAAACAGACAGAAUGACUCAAUAUAUAAUGUCCUCGAUAUGUUUUGCUCGAUUCUUCCUCCUCGUCUCUCUCUUUCCCCAAUCGGGAAAUGCACCAGGCAUCGCCUCCACCCCAUUUGCAUCUCCCCUUUCCACCCCACCAUCACCCAUUUCUCUUCGCCUAUCCUACCCUUUCAAUCCAGGUUCUUGCCUCUUCUAACUCUGUCGGGAGUGGCCGUCAUAACAAUCGCUUUCUUACUUCUGCUCCGCCACCACCCAUUCAACCAUGUUUCUCUAAUCUAUCAGCUACCAGAGUUGCUGUUUUAAUCACGCACUGACAACUAGAUCGUUCUUUUUGAGUCCCGUGGAUGGCUCUGUUUUCAGCCUAGUCUAAUUGACCGCCGCAGUAUAGCUACGUGCGUAUAUAAACCUGUCUAUCCUAGUCACAUCUGCCUC